GGCCGAGGGACCAGGGACUAGCUCGCGCCUUUUUGAGCUCGUCUUUUCCUCCAUCGCGGUUUUGUCUAUCUUCAAGUUGCUUCUUUGGCUAUUGGGGCGCUCUUCACCUUCGUUUGGUUGUUCUGACCAUAGUCUUUCUUUCGAGACAAAAAAAAAAAAAAACAUAUCCAAUCAUUUUUGCGGCGUUAAGAGAAGACAAAAGUCAAUUGGCUCACAAAGUUUGGAUAGAAAAGGACACAGGAAUCAAAAGAGACUGAUACUCUACGACUGCUUUUGAUCUAGGGGACUUUGCAUAAACACAUUCACUCCGAUUGACACCGGAAGCUACGACUCAGCCAUGAAAUUCAACGCCUUCUCAUCUCGUGUCGCUGCGGUGUGCGUCCUCUUUGCGGCUGUGGAGGCAUCGGGACACAAUCAUGGCCACAUACAUUCUCGAAGGCAUCAGCAUGUCUCCGCUCAGCAGAAGGAUCAAGUGGAAAAGAGAGCAGUGACAUGUGACUUCCCAACGGAUGAAGGCCUGGUUGCAGUCACUCCAUCAGAACAGAAUGCCGGGUGGGCUAUGGCUCCGGAUCGCCCAUGCAAGGCUGGACAAUGGUGCCCAUAUGCCUGUCCAUCUGGCAUGGUAUCCAUGCAAUGGAACCCAGAAGUGACAUCGUACACCUACCCAGGAUCCAUGGAUGGCGGUUUGUACUGCGACCACAACGGGAAUUUGCAAAAGGGUUUCCCGGACAGGCCUCUUUGUGAACCAGGAACGGGAACAGUUUCGGUCCAGAACAAGUGCAGCAGUGGUGGUGUCUCGUUUUGUCAAACGGUCAUGCCUGGUCUCGAGGAUAUGAUUAUUCCCACCUGGGUUGAGGGCACGGCCAAUCUUGCUGUUCCUGGGAGUACCUUUUUCGCUGAGACCGCCGCUCACUAUUACAUUAACCCGCCGGGUGUCAGUCCCACUGACGCAUGCGUUUGGGGAGAUUCAAGUAAGGCAAUCGGCAACUGGGCUCCUUUCGUGGCUGGUGCGAACACGGAAAGCGAUGGCAGAACAUACGUCAAACUUGGUUGGAACCCGAUUUAUACCAAUGCGUAUAGCAACCAGGUCCCGGAGUUCGGCAUGGAAAUUGUCUGUGAUGGCGAUGGCUGUGAAGGCCUCCCCUGCAAAUUUGACCCGGCCAGCAAUGGAUUCAACGAGAUGACAGGGGAUUAUACGAUUGGUGAUGGUGGUGCCGCGUUCUGUGUGGUCACUGUUCCUUCGGGCAAGAAGGCCAAUAUCGUGGUGUUCGAGGGAUCUGGCAGCGACUCUGCUUCAACAACCUCAUCUUCGAGCUCUGUGGCCCCCACCUCCACGUCGAAAUCUUCUAGCUCGAAAGCAACGACGACUUCCAGCGCUUCUUCGACGAGCAGUCCUGCUUCUAGUACCACUUCAUCAGAUGCAAGUGCCUCUGGGGCGAGUUCUAAGAAGGGCUCACACCAUGCCUCCGCAACCUCUUCGGGCGGCAGCAUUGCUUCUGCCAGUGCAAGCUUCUCCUACGCUCCCCAUGUGUUCAUUGAGACAGGCUCCUCCAAUAAUACCAUGCCCAGCCAGACGUCUUCGAUGACCACCAUGACCACCAUGACCUCUGCGGCGUCUACAGCCUCGUCUACAGCCUCUGCCAAGGCUUCCGCGACCUCGACUUCCAGCGCUGCGUCUUCAAAUGCAGUGUCUUUCAUGGGCUUCAUUGUGACCGUCUUCGUUGCCGGUCUCCUGUCAAGUGCAUAGGCCGGCACUGCCGCCAGCUUGUCGCUGUCCCUCGUGCCAGGGAGAUUUCCAAAGCACCAUCUCACGGUCCUUUUUCACGUUCGAUUCGUCAGGGGACCAUUUGACGACGAUUUAUACGUGCGCUAGAUAUUUUAACGACCUUCGACUGCAUAUAUUUAUUCAAAACAUACCUUCGAUUCUGGCAAUUCCCAUUCAUUCUUCGACCGGAGACUCUCUGCGCCGCCGAU
Messenger RNA from Paecilomyces variotii, 1974 nucleotides. RefSeq names its product putative SUN domain protein. The record is from RefSeq and is a predicted model, not a curated record. The coding region runs from base 338 to 1747 and encodes 469 amino acids. NCBI's taxonomy places the organism in Eukaryota, Fungi, Ascomycota, Eurotiomycetes, Eurotiales, Thermoascaceae. The transcript has 3 exons.